Messenger RNA from Geodia barretti, 1716 nucleotides. Lineage: Eukaryota; Metazoa; Porifera; Demospongiae; Tetractinellida; Geodiidae. The record is from the annotation of a GenBank genome assembly.
CCAGUCCUCUCCUCAGUCUAAUCUUCAGUUCUACCCCUGCCCCACCGGUUACUGCCGCUGUCGCCAUGACGACAGCGUUAGCAACGAGACGUGUGUCUACUCAUACUCGCACUCUGACCCCGACUAUCAGUGUGCCUGCAGCAGACGAGGCACCCUCUGUGGAGAGUGCAGAGACGAUGAAAAGGGAGUCAGCUCUCUACUCAACAACUGUGUCACUUGCGACGAUGCAUCAGGACUUCUUAUCCUACUACUCAUUGUUGUGGAUGUGGUGGUCAUGGCGAUACUAGUGCUACUGGACAAACCUCUUCCCAGCUGGCUAUAUCCUUUCAUCUUCUACUUUCAGAUUGCUCCAAUUGUGGCACUGGAUUUCCCAGACAGCUUCACGAAGAUAGCCAAAUACCUGUACUUCUUUGGGAGUGGCACCGGAUUUUACUUCGUGUACGACUUCUGUCUCUAUGGCAACAUGAGCUCCGGGGUCGCGUACUUCCUGCGCUACCUCCCGCUGUUUGUGGGGAUAUUGGUCUGUGCCCCUCUCGUCUUCGGCAGGUCGUACAUGUAUCGGAGAUACCUGAAGAAGAAGCCGACUGCAACACCAUGGACUAUGGCUGGUGGUCUUACUGGGGUUACACCCACCUGGUCCAUACCUCUAUGAAUAUCCUUAACUGCCCCUCCAUUGUCGGCACUAAUGGAGACCGCAGUCCACGAUGGUUUGUAAAUGGAGAGGUAGAGUGUUUCACUGGCGGCCAUGUUGCCCUCUGGUCUCCUAGCAUACUGGUUUUACUGGUUUCUCUUCUUCUCAUUCCCUUCGUCUUCCUGCUAGCCACUGGCAGGGUGAAGAAGUAUGGAAUGGAGUUUCUGAGACCUCCGCUGGUUCUGGUGUACAGAGACCGGUACCAGUGGUGGGCCAGCGUGGAACUGGGACGGCGGUUUCUCCUCCUCCUCCUCACCAUCUCCUUCCCUCAGAACCAGGCAAUAAGAGUGCUGAUAGUGGCAGCCUACACCACAGUCUACAGCUACAUCCAGCCCUACCGCUCCCGCCUGGCCAACCACCUCGAGCUGGCUACCAACCUCAACUUCCUCCUCCUCCUCAUCAUCAGCGCUACUUCCUUCUUCACCGACGAUUUCUUCUAUUUCCCGUCGUUGACUGACGUUACGGAGUCGACCGACGGUGCUGCACAUUGCGGUAGUGUGGGAGGAAUCGCCGUGGUGUCGUGGAUUCUGAUGCCGUUCUACUACCUCCCAGUUCUGGUGGCUCUUAUCACUACUGCUGUACUAGCCUCUCUCUAUGUCAGGUCCCACUACCAGUGGAAGUGGCCAGUAGUCGACGAGGCAGAUGUCAGUAGCACAGGAGAGACUCACGUCUACAACAUGUACACUGUUCCUGACCCAGGCUCAAACAACACAUCCACCAUCGUCGAGCUGCCCGACAACUACACAGAAUCGACCGAGGGCUACCUGAAAGUGACCCCUCGUACUAAGCAAUCAAAGAGAGGCAUUACUUUCAUUUUCAACCGAAACAGUUUAUUUAAAACCAAUGCCCAGUCCAAUAAUUCUCAAUUGUGAUUGUCAACAAAUCUGUUCAUUUUAGUUACUGAUAUGAUUUUUAACACACCAAGUUGAGUGUCCUGAUGGUAUAUAUUAGAACCUCUGAUAAAGAACACUCCCAUUAACUGAUCGACUACCACUCACACUUUUAGAUCCCAGCUUUUAUGGACA